AUGAAUUUUUAUAAUAACUAAAAAGUUAAAGUGAUAAAUUUAUCAAAGAGAUGUUGUAAGUCUUAGGAAUAUGGUCUCCUAACGCUCAUAAAACUCUUUGUUAAUUAAACAAUUUGUGUAAUAUAUUCACUUAUUACAUAUAAAUUAGAUCAACAGAGAAUUUUAGAAUAGUGUAGAAAUAGAACUCUUUUGAAUUAAUUCUAAACAAUUGCAGAUUCCUUGAUUAUUGAUACUAAUGGAUAUAACUAUAUAAUCAGUGUAGAGAUAGCUAUCUUUCUCAAAAUUAUAAUUUGCAGUUUAAUGAAUUAAUGA
Molecule: messenger RNA, 312 nt
Organism: Paramecium octaurelia
Lineage: Eukaryota; Ciliophora; Oligohymenophorea; Peniculida; Parameciidae
Source: the annotation of a GenBank genome assembly